AUGCAGUUUAACACACUGGCAAGACUGUUGUGCAGUCCACGUUUGUUGCUUUCCUCGUGGCAAACCGGCCAACUUGCAUCGGCACAAUGUUCUGGAUUGCAUAUCACGACUUCUCUAAACUUUGCCGAAGCUGUCCCAUUAAAACCCAAACGACCCAUGAACGCUUACAUAAGGUACGUCCAGGGUGUUCGAUCUUCACUGGCCAGCGCUAAUCCAAAAGCUACCCCGAUGGAAAUAGCGAAGCUAGCCGCGGUCAAGUGGCAAUCGCUCGAUCAGACCUCCAAGACAAAGUACGAGGAGGAGUAUAAACGCGAGCAGGCAGUUUGGCUGCAAAAGAAUGCAAAGUACCUCAGCCAGCUAACCGACGCUCAGAAGGAGGAGAUAAAGCUCGAACGACAGCAGCGCAAUGAAGGAAAAAUCAAACGCGAACAAAAGCGCCUGCUAAAGGAAUUGGGUCGUCCGAAACGGCCAAUUAAUGGAUAUCUUCGGUUCUGUCAACAGAACAAACCAGUUCUCGGACUGUCGAAGCAGGACAAUAAAAUGCAGAUGAAAAAUCUUGGCCUACAGUGGAGACAGUUGACCGAUGCGGAAAAGGAACCGUACAACAAGGAAGCCGAAGCCGAUAUGAAACGAUACCAGGAGGAGAUGAAGAAAUGGGAGGACAAAAUGCUGUCGACGGAAAAUGUGGAAGCGGUUCGGAAGAAGAACGUUCUGCUACCACCAUCGCCAGCAUCUUCGAUGGCAAAAAAGGGUGGUAUUCCGAUGCCUAGAAUUAACCCAGCCCCAGCUCAGAAGCAGAAAAAAUCCCCUACCUCCACCACAACUCGUCCAUAG
This is a messenger RNA of Anopheles marshallii, 834 nucleotides long. RefSeq names its product transcription factor A, mitochondrial (gene TFAM). Gene Ontology annotation, molecular function: transcription cis-regulatory region binding. The coding region runs from base 1 to 834 and encodes 277 amino acids. NCBI's taxonomy places the organism in Eukaryota, Metazoa, Arthropoda, Insecta, Diptera, Culicidae. The record is from RefSeq and is a predicted model, not a curated record. The transcript has 2 exons.